GGUGCUCAGGCCAGCCAGGCCCUGCUGCUUUUCAUGGGCAUCACCUACCUGGUGUCACCUUUUGGUGGCUGGUUGGCAGACGCCCUCCUGGGCAAGUUUGGCACCAUCCUGCUCAGCAUGGCCCUCUACCUGCUGGGCAUGCUGGCCUUCCCCGUCAUCGCUGCACCGCACACCCGCCAGGGCCUCUGUGGGGACAUCCCCUUGUUCCCUGUAGAGAACUGCUCCUCUCCGGCAGCCAACGCCACCAUGGCGCCUUGCUCCCAGGUGGGAGCCACCCGCUACUGUGCCACCGCCACCUUCGUCGGACUGGUCCUCGUGGGGCUGGGCGUCGGGUCGGUCAAGGCCAACAUCACCCCUUUUGGGGCAGACCAGGUCAAAGAUCGGGGUCCAGAAGCCACACGAAGAUUUUUUAAUUGGUUUUAUUGGAGCAUUAAUUUGGGAGCUAUUCUCUCUCUGGGAGGCAUUGCAUACAUUCAACAGAAUGUGAGCUUCGUUAUUGGAUAUAGUAUCCCAACGGUUUGCAUUGGGAUUUCAUUCAUGGUUUUCUUAUGUGGUCAGAGUUUCUUCAUCACAAAACCGCCUGAUGGUAGUGCCUUCACAGACAUGUUUAAAAUUCUUGCAUAUUCUUGUUGCUCAAGAAAGAGACAUGUGGAACGUUCAACUAACAGUGAAGGCCAGGGAGUACUUCAGCAACCUCGCAAGCAAAGCCUGUUUGAGAUGGCCAAGCUGUCUCAUGGGGGCCCAUUCAGAGAAGAUAAAGUAGAAGAUGUGAAAGCUCUUGUCAAGAUUAUCCCCGUCUUUUUGGCUUUAAUACCUUACUGGACAGUGUAUUUUCAAAUGCAGACAACAUAUGUAUUGCAAAGUCUCCAUCUGAAAAUUCCUGAAAUAUCAAAUGACACCAACUCUAUUCAUACGUUUCCAGCAGCCUGGUUGACUAUGUUUGAUGCAGUGCUUAUUCUGAUCCUAAUACCCUUAAAAGAUAAAUUGGUGGACCCCAUCUUAAAGAGGAAUGGCUUGCUCCCAUCCUCACUGAAGAGGAUUGCAGUUGGAAUGUUCUUUGUAAUGUGUUCUGCAUUUGCUGCAGGAAUUCUGGAAAGCAACAGACUGAAAAUUGUAAAGGUUAAAACAAUUAAUCAGACAAUUGGAAAUGUUACAUACCAUGCUGCAGAUUUGCCAAUAUGGUGGCAGAUUCCUCAAUAUGUGCUGAUUGGAUUCAGUGAAAUAUUUGCAAGUAUAGCAGGUCUAGAAUUUGCAUAUUCAGCUGCUCCCAAAUCUAUGCAGAGUGCUAUUAUGGGACUCUUUUUUUUCUUUUCGGGGAUUGGAUCAUUUGUUGGCUCUGGAUUGUUGGCACUGGUGUCUAUUAAAGAAAUUGGCUGGAUGAGUAAUCACACAGAUUUUGGUAAUAUUAAUGGCUGCCAAUUAAACUAUUAUUUUUUUUUGCUGGCUGCUAUCCAAGGAGCAACCCUCUUGCUUUUCCUUAUUGUUUCUGUGAAAUAUGAUCAUCAAAAAGCAAAGAUUAAUGAAGUGGCUGCCAAUGGGAGGAUCUGAUAUCUGUUACAGAGCAGACUUUAUUACAGCAGCACACAAUGAAGUGGCAGUGCGCCGUGAGUCUGCGAGAUCUUAUGUUUUCUCCAGUAAGACUCUUACUAGACUUGCAUGUUACAAGCGUUCUCGCCCCUGCCUCCUCUCGUGUAACGUAGGUAAGUGCCUUAUGUUGGCAGGGCUGAUUUCUUGCACUACGUCCUGGCGGAGGACAAACACAAAUCUUGGAAGUGUAUUAACUCUAGGCAUUCAAGUUGCUCUUUGUUAAUUGUGAGGUGUUUACUUAACUCUUGAAAGUUGGGACACUUACACUUGGAAAU
Molecule: messenger RNA, 1862 nt
Organism: Balearica regulorum gibbericeps (East African grey crowned-crane)
Lineage: Eukaryota; Metazoa; Chordata; Aves; Gruiformes; Gruidae
Gene: SLC15A4
Product: solute carrier family 15 member 4
Biological process (GO): transmembrane transport; oligopeptide transport
Cellular component (GO): membrane
Molecular function (GO): transmembrane transporter activity
Source: RefSeq, a predicted model, not a curated record